Syzygium oleosum is the source of this 1589-nucleotide messenger RNA. Its product is annotated as protease Do-like 1, chloroplastic. Gene Ontology annotation, molecular function: protein binding; serine-type endopeptidase activity. The record is from RefSeq and is a predicted model, not a curated record. Gene Ontology annotation, biological process: proteolysis. Lineage: Eukaryota; Viridiplantae; Streptophyta; Magnoliopsida; Myrtales; Myrtaceae. The transcript is spliced from 8 exons.
AGAGAGACUUAAAUCCUUUCCCGGCAGCUGUCCCGGAGAAGUUUGUAAACCGAAACAUGGCAGCUGCAGCAGCUGCUGCUCCUUCCCAUUCACUGAUCUGCACCUCCUCUUCCUUCUCUCGCUCCCGCCUCGCCAAGCCCUCCAACAAAUCCGCCCUCUCCUUCCGCCGGACCCCCGUCGCCGUCGUCGUCUCCUUCCUCCGCCCCGCUCCUCCUCCUCCUCGAUUGCGGAGCUCCGAUUCCGGCGGGAGCAAUCUCCUCCUCCUCCUCCUGGCGACCGGGAACCACCACCACCACCGCCACCCACUCGCCUCGGCUCUCGACUCCGUCCUCCUCGUCUGCACCUCGAUCGCCCUCUCCGUCUCCCUCCUCGUCGCCGACGUCGACCCGGCCUCCGCCUUGGUCGUCACCUCCCCUAGGAAGCUCCAGACCGACGAGCUCGCCACCGUCCGCCUCUUCAAGGAGAACACUCCCUCCGUCGUCUACAUCACCAACCUCGCCGUCAAGCAGGACGCCUUCACCUUGGACGUGUUGGAAGUGCCGCAAGGGUCGGGGUCUGGGUUCGUGUGGGACAAGGAGGGUCACAUUGUCACCAAUUAUCACGUCAUUCGCGGCGCCUCUGAUCUCAAGGUCACACUUGCGGACCAGUCCACGUAUGAUGCGAAAGUUGUUGGAUUUGACCAAGACAAGGACGUCGCGGUGUUGCGCGUCGAUGCACCAAGGGACAAGCUUAGACCAAUCCCAAUUGGUAUCUCCGCGGACUUGCUUGUUGGUCAGAAAGUCUAUGCAAUUGGCAACCCUUUUGGACUAGACCAUACCCUCACCACUGGUGUUAUAAGUGGCCUUCGCAGAGAAAUCAGUUCUGCUGCCACUGGGCACCCAAUACAAGAUGUCAUAUAGACAGAUGCUGCAAUCAAUCCUGGUAAUAGUGGGGGGCCGCUACUAGACAGUUCAGGAAGUCUGAUUGGAAUUAACACAGCAAUAUACUCUCCAUCCGGUGCUUCCUCAGGUGUUGGAUUUUCAAUUCCUGUUGACACUGUUGGUGGAAUUGUUAAUCAGCUGGUAAAGUUUGGCAAAGUCACUAGACCAAUUCUGGGUAUUAAGUUUGCACCUGAUCAAUCUGUGGAGCAGUUAGGAGUAAGUGGAGUGCUUGUGCUAGAUGCCCCUGCUAAUGGACCAGCUGGCAAAGCAGGCCUACUACCAACCAAACGUGAUUCCUAUGGUAGGCUUAUUUUGGGUGACAUCAUAACAUCAGUCAAUGAAAAAAAAGUCAGUAAUGGCAGUGAUUUGUACAGAAUUCUUGAUCAGUGUAAAGUGGGUGAAACGGUGACUGUGGAAGUUUUGCGUGGUGAUCACAAAGAAAAGAUACCUGUUGUCCUUGAACCAAAACCAGACGAGUCAUGAUUAGCCAAAUGGUUCGAGAUUGCAGUUUUGUGCAGUACAUUUAACGAGUUAAUACCAUUAUUUUUGUGCAUCUGCCCUUUUCUCUGGUUAAGUCAUGUUGUACAUAUUCCUUGUUUGUGCUGAAUGCCCGCCUAAAUUGUAAAAGCAAGCAUAAUACCAAAAUGCAAUUAUGACAUUUUAUACAGC